GCGAAACAACAGCAAUUCCUGAAGAGUUGCGAUUUUGCGAAAAUUACAAGGUUAUCAUUGAUUUUAUGGUCAAAAUGCCAAAACUAUCUGAACGUAUGGUUUUGGCGCGGUCAAGAGCCAGAUCACUUGAUAGUGUAAAGAAGCUUAAUUGCUGGGCAACAGAAAUUGAUGAUAUUACUAUCAUAAAGAAGCUCAACAAUGCUGAAAUAGUUAGUCUGAGUUGCAAUAAGAUCACCAGUCUAGAGCCAUUCCAACAUUGCUAUAACCUCAAAGAACUCUACAUCAGGAAAAAUCAAAUCAGCAACCUAUCAGAGAUUUGCUACCUCCAAGAAUGUCCAAAUCUUCGUGUUCUAUGGCUAAGUGACAACCCAUGCGCUAUUGGUGAUCUCUACAGGUCCACAGUUCUGCGUACACUGCCCAAUUUAGAGAAACUAGAUAAUAUUGCCAUUCAGGAAGAUGAGAAAAAUGAAGCAGUUGAAGUUGGAGCCGAACUGUCUGUCCCUGAUCCACCGAGACCACAGAUGGCAACCUCCUCCAGUCAGGAAGACAAGUUUGAAGAUCCUCGCACGCUAACAUUGGACGAAACAAACAAAAUCCGAGCUGAGUUAGGUCUGAAGCCACUUCCCGUAGAGAAAGUUUCACCCGCGAAACAGAGAAUUAGGCCAUCAAAAGGCCGGAAUUCUAACCUGGUCCAGGCUGUACUGCUGAUGUUAGAUGAGAUUGAUGAAGAUGGUCUCGAGACAAUAGGCAAUGCUAUAAAGGACCGCUUGGAGACAUCACCUGACAUAUUGUCAACGAUGAACUCUGUCAGAGAUGGCAUUGAUGGACUGCAGACAGAUGUCCUAGAAUCAGAAUCAUGAUAGGAGUGAAUGAUACAUGCCUCGGUACGAGGGGUGCUCUUUCAUGGCCAGCUGGUCUCUGUGUAGGCGGACACUUCAACUUAGAAGAUAGCAUGGGUCUUAACAGCUGCAUGGUCAAGAGUGUGAUACUCAAUAGGACUGUGCUACAUAUUUCCGUCCAGCAAAUCGUUGCAUUUAUAGAACUUUAGUUUAGCUGACCCCCAUCUAAAAUGAACGAGGUCAUGAUCACUGAUUUUCACUCGCAUUGGAUGGCCUACAUUGAAGAGUCUGUCCUGUUAGUAUGGAGGGUGUCGGUUUAAGCCUGCACACUUCCGGAUUAUAUAAAUGAUUUUAUAGUUUCAAAAGACAAUAGGAGCAGAAUAGCGAUCUCGUUUAUUGUAUGAAUCUUACACCAGAGCCUUGUCGUUUAAACAAGUUUGUCACUAACUUGACAUUGUCUCCUUCAGUUUUAGACAAUUGAUUACACAACACCAAGUUGAACUGAGGGCCGAGUUUGUGAACAACAAGGCCCUUGUGUAAAGAGACACUGUAUGACCGAGAGUGGGUUAGAAUCACUGUUUUUUCACUUUGUAUAUAUCAU
Molecule: messenger RNA, 1440 nt
Organism: Lineus longissimus
Lineage: Eukaryota; Metazoa; Nemertea; Pilidiophora; Heteronemertea; Lineidae
Product: cilia- and flagella-associated protein 410-like
Exons: 6
Coding region: 66-860 (264 amino acids)
Biological process (GO): cytoskeleton organization; mRNA splicing, via spliceosome
Cellular component (GO): U4/U6 x U5 tri-snRNP complex
Molecular function (GO): protein binding
Source: RefSeq, a predicted model, not a curated record